This is a messenger RNA of Wallemia mellicola CBS 633.66, 376 nucleotides long. RefSeq lists its product as hypothetical. The transcript has a single exon. Lineage: Eukaryota; Fungi; Basidiomycota; Wallemiomycetes; Wallemiales; Wallemiaceae. The annotation marks the transcript as partial. Gene Ontology annotation, molecular function: RNA-DNA hybrid ribonuclease activity; nucleic acid binding. The record is from RefSeq and is a predicted model, not a curated record.
CUAUCUAGCAUUAAUGCAAGUAGAACGUGAGUUCAUACCCCCACACAUUCCGACCCCACAUACUGUCUUCAUCCAUAGCGAUAGUCUAGCGGUCUUGUCGGCGAUCGUUCAGUUACAAACGACAAAGACAGGACAAUACUUGAUAAAACAAGUACUUGACAAAAUCGAAAGGAUCAAAAGAAUGAAAGGAAGAGAAGGAACCAUAGUCCAAUUGAACUGGAUCCCAGGACAUACGGGCAUCUAUGGUAACGAACUAGCUGAUAGAACAGCCAACGAGGGAAGGACAAAAUGUAAUCAUUACACCAACAUUGACUUCACACUUAGUACUUCAUACUCAGCAAUGCGACGCAGAAUGCGCGAACGCUAUACAGCUCCA